Molecule: messenger RNA, 1073 nt
Organism: Leptinotarsa decemlineata (Colorado potato beetle)
Lineage: Eukaryota; Metazoa; Arthropoda; Insecta; Coleoptera; Chrysomelidae
Product: 1-acyl-sn-glycerol-3-phosphate acyltransferase alpha
Biological process (GO): phosphatidic acid biosynthetic process
Cellular component (GO): endoplasmic reticulum; membrane
Molecular function (GO): 1-acylglycerol-3-phosphate O-acyltransferase activity
Source: RefSeq, a predicted model, not a curated record
UUAAAAAUGGGAUUGCUGCUUUACUCACUUGCGUUGGUGACACUUUUGGUCAUAUUAUGGAAAAUAAGCUCUGCGGCGAGAUAUUGGAUAAAAUACACUAUAUUCUUCUUGGUGUGCAUAAUGAGCGCGUGUCUUCCAAUUCCUUUGAUGCUGCUAAAACCAAGAGAUAGCAGAAAUGCACUAAUACCAGCAGCAGGAUUAAGAGCAUCCCUCAGCUUCCUUGGAUUGAAAUACACUGUAGAAGGUCAUGAGAACAUCGUAAAAAAUAGUGGGAGUGUUAUACUUAUCAACCACCAGAGCUUUCUGGAUCUCAUAAUUCUGGCAUAUAUUUGGCCCAUCAUGCCAAACUGCACUGUGAUCUCUAAAAAAGAAAUAUUUUACCUGCAACCGUUCGGUCUGGCGAGUUGGUUAUGGGGAACUAUUUUCAUCGACAGAGUGAAACCCAAAGAUGCACAAAAGGCUAUCAAUAAAACGGGAGAAACCAUCAAAACCAGAAAGGCUCGAGUAUUGAUGUUUCCUGAAGGAACUAGAAACAGCGGCAAGACACUUUUACCAUUCAAAAAAGGUGCUUUUCAUUUAGCUGUAGCUUCCCAGUGCCCCAUACAGCCUGUUGCUGUUUCAAGAUAUACAUUUUUGGGAAAAAAUCGUUUCGACGACGGUCACGUGACGAUGAGAAUUCUUCCACCUAUUUCUACAGAAGGUUACAAAAAUGAAGACAUUCCCAAAUUGAUGGAGGAAUCCUACAAAAUCAUGUCGGAAAACGUUGAUCAAAUUUCAGCAUCAGAUCUUCAGAAUGGCACAAGUGAAAAAGUCAAAUAAUUAUAUGUUAUUUACAUUCAUUUUGCAACAAAUGGGUGAAAUGAUUGUGUAGAUUUUAUUUUGUGGGCUAGACUGUGUUGCAGAGAAAUGUAUCAAUGUGGGUAGUAUAUUUGAAUUCAUUAUUUGAGUUUAUUAACAUAAUUUUUACAUUUCUCGUGUGAUUUGGUGAGAAGACUUAGAACGAAUAUUUGCAUUCGUUAAACUAUUCAUAAAAUAAUUAUGUUAAAUAUUUGAUAUUUAUUAUAUUUUGUUAU